Molecule: messenger RNA, 1200 nt
Organism: Ylistrum balloti
Lineage: Eukaryota; Metazoa; Mollusca; Bivalvia; Pectinida; Pectinidae
Product: lachesin-like
Exons: 8
Coding region: 1-1200 (399 amino acids)
Cellular component (GO): neuron projection
Source: RefSeq, a predicted model, not a curated record
AUGAAAUUCACAGUAAAAAAUCCCGGAGAAAGCUUAGUACCCGCCAAACAAACACUACCUUCUAUAGGGAUAUUAGCAAACGCCACGGUGGAGGAGGGUGAUGACGUAUAUCUAGACUGUCCUGUUAUCAACAAAACCGCCGUUUCUAAGGUCCAAUGGUUCAGGAUUCUUCCAAGCUACCUUCAUAUCAGCAACGACGGGAAUCUGCAGACGACAAAAACGGAGAAAUAUGGCGUUAAGGCGACAGAUGCUGCUUCUGCCAAUACCCAGGCCAUUAAUACGGUGACCUUGAUAAUAAAACACGUGGCGGACUCUGACGUUGGUAGAUACAGAUGUCGCGUGCUCAUUCCACAGGUUUCCUACCCUUUGUGGCCAUCCAAGGAUUCUUUUGUCAGUAUCGCAGCACCCCCUGUAAUUCUGUCUGUGGGCAACACCAAAGUAGUAUCUGCCGUUGGUGGAGACGUCACGUUGACAUGUCGAGUGUAUGGAGCCCCUGAACCGACCAUCACAUGGUACAAAGGCGACGCGGGGACCAAUAUAAUGGGACACGGCGAGGUGUUACAUCUGGAGGGCCUCAGAGCCGGGGAUGGGGGUGAAUACAGUUGCGAGGCUGAUAAUGGCGUGUCCCCUAACGCUAUGGAGACCUACCACAUUACCAUUAAACAAGAACCGUUGUGUUCGGCUCCACGAUUACACGUAAUGCAAGCAAAAAAUAUAUUUCAACCUGCUGAAAUGUCGUGUCAUAUAACUGGUUAUCCGGUGCCAAAAGUAACAUGGAAAAGAUACACCGUACACGGAAUUCAGACGAUUUUCACUUCAAAAUAUGACAUUCAUAACAUACUACCAAAGGACAAUUCUGGCGUGAUGACGUCAGUGCUCAAAGUUUACAACGUCACAGGUUCCGACUUUGGCACGUACAUAUGUGAAGGACUUAAUGAUAUUGAUCAGUGUACAGCAGAAAUAAGAUUGCUGGAAAGUCGCGAGUGUGUGGGGCCUCAUUGUGACAGCAGAACAAUUAUUAGUGAUAUGGAAAUUGGACAUUCUCCAGCUGUGACGACACCCGCACCUUCUGAUGACGAUGAUGACGCAACUCAGGAGGGACAAAAGGCACCAAACAAACAAAACUCCGGCGUUACCGUAAUACCACCAAUGUCGUUUAUUUGUGUCUUGUCGCUAUUUGCCUUCUUUAUUACCGUGUAG